AUGCUUCCAACACCUCAAUGUCCUACAGUAUACGUCGGAGAUUUCAAUUCUCAUAGCACCAACUGGGGCUAUACAACUGAAAAUGAAGAUGGAGAACGGCUAUUUAGCUGGGCGACACUCAACCGCCUGCACCUAUUAUACGAUGCGAAACAAGGCGGCACCUUCGUUUUUGGCAGAUGGGGCAUAGCAACAACUCCUGACCUUUGUUUUGUAACAACAUACUUCCGUGAUCAACCCAUAAGAACUUCCGGAACUAUUUUACAUAACUUCCCCAGAACACAGCACAAACCAGUAGCAAUAGACAUAGGUUUACACCUACCAAGAUAG
Acyrthosiphon pisum (pea aphid) is the source of this 327-nucleotide messenger RNA. RefSeq lists its product as uncharacterized. The record is from RefSeq and is a predicted model, not a curated record. NCBI's taxonomy places the organism in Eukaryota, Metazoa, Arthropoda, Insecta, Hemiptera, Aphididae. Gene Ontology annotation, molecular function: catalytic activity. The coding region runs from base 1 to 327 and encodes 108 amino acids. The transcript has a single exon.